Messenger RNA from Erpetoichthys calabaricus (reedfish), 1237 nucleotides. Its product is annotated as zinc finger protein 879-like. Bases 187 to 1107 code for a protein of 306 amino acids. Gene Ontology annotation, biological process: negative regulation of transcription by RNA polymerase II. Lineage: Eukaryota; Metazoa; Chordata; Cladistia; Polypteriformes; Polypteridae. Gene Ontology annotation, molecular function: DNA-binding transcription repressor activity, RNA polymerase II-specific. The record is from RefSeq and is a predicted model, not a curated record. The transcript is spliced from 2 exons.
ACUUUUUUUUUGAUACACCGGAGACCGGAAGUCUUGGUGACGGAGCUCGUAGUAAUCAACAAGCUGUAGUUGUGUGCGUACAGCGGUGUUACUGUUCCUGCAUGAAGGUGUUUGAUUUUACUUCAGUUACCGAUUCUUCUCCAAGUGAAGAUUUAGAAGUUCAUUACGGAAGAGAGGAAUGUCAAAAUGGAAAACCAAGAUAGUAUUUUCUGUGAAGGUGGGGGAAACAUUGCUAAAGAGAAACACUUUCUAGGUAAAGUUAAGCAUAGCCAGGCUUACAUGGACAGCUGCAUACAAGAUGACUUGAAGCAAGAAUUUGGCCUAACAAAAAUGGAGAACAAGGAUGAGAGCAAUGUCCAUGCUAAACAAGAGCAUAAUAAUUCAAAUUAUGCUCUGACAAGAGAAGAGCUUUGUAAGGUUGAAAUUUCUGCAGGUGAUAAAUUCAGACAAGAAGAGUGCCAUCCUCAUAAUCAAUGUGCUAAGAAAGAGCAGCUGGAAGAAAAAGUCAGUACCUCUCAAGCACUUUGCUCACAGAUGGAUCCAGUUUUCCCUAGUGUGAUAAAGAAUGCUGGUUCCCAAGGCAAAAUUACUGACUGUGAAGAAGCCUUAAUAAACACAAAAAACAGCCCAUGCCCUAGUAUAGAGUCUAGAAAGAGUUUGAAUCAGUCAAGUAAUUUAACAAUGCACCAAAAGAUUCGUACUGGAGAGAAACCAGCAUGUGGGAAGGCCUUGAAAUACUCAGGAACUCUUAAAACGCACCACCUUGGUCAUGCUGAAGAUAAGGUUUUCAGUUGUAAAGAAUGUGGAGAGACAUUCAUAUUUAUAAGCAGUUUACUAAACCACCAGAAACUUCACGCUGGAGAGAAACCAUCCAUAUACAACGAAUAUGGGGCGAGUUCUAGUGAAGCUGGAAAGUUAAAUCAAAACCGAAUUCACACACAAGCAAAACCUUUCUGUUGCAAUGACUGUGGCAUGACAUUCCGUGAGUCUGGAGCGUUAAGAAAACACCAGAGGAUCCAUUUGGGAGGGAAGCCAUACAGUUGUACUCUGUGCGGAAAGACCUUCAGUCAGUUAAGUAAUUUGAAAACCCACAGGAAGUUACAUUAAGGGAAAAAUGUCAGACUAUUGAAGUGAAAUAAUAACUUGGUAUGAAUAUUGUAGAGCAUAAGAGAAUAUACUGAAUAUGUAAAUAUUUUUUGCCAAAGCACAAUGUUAAUAAAUUGAGUCUUUGAACACA